Penicillium diatomitis is the source of this 879-nucleotide messenger RNA. RefSeq names its product bZIP transcription factor. Gene Ontology annotation, cellular component: nucleus. The record is from RefSeq and is a predicted model, not a curated record. Gene Ontology annotation, biological process: regulation of transcription by RNA polymerase II. Gene Ontology annotation, molecular function: DNA-binding transcription activator activity, RNA polymerase II-specific; RNA polymerase II transcription regulatory region sequence-specific DNA binding. Bases 1 to 879 code for a protein of 292 amino acids. NCBI's taxonomy places the organism in Eukaryota, Fungi, Ascomycota, Eurotiomycetes, Eurotiales, Aspergillaceae. The transcript has a single exon.
AUGGACUCACAUGUUCAGCCCCAAGAUCCUCCUUCAGGGCAGAUUGCUGCGAAGGACAGUAUCAGUCAGCAAAUCUGCCAUCCAAAAAUCAGAUCAGAUACCAUGACCACACCGUCUCACACUCCAGCUUUCGUGUCACGGCAGGCUUGUAAUUCCGUUCAACCCAGCACAGCUGAUGACAUGCUGUCUACACGUUUUGAUAGAACGAGCGACAACAAUACAGAAGCUUCAUCCAUGAUGUGUCCAGGUCUGGAUCUUUCAUCGGACACACUGCUUAUGGACUCGGCAUGGCUAGAAAGUAUCGCAUUCAGCCUCGAGCAGUUCCCACCCGACGGUCAUUUCCUUGGCACAAGCCUGCUACCGAAUGGAUUCAUGCCAGAGACCGGCUCCGAGUAUUCCCAAGGCGACUUUUCUGUAUAUGGCGCCGCCUCUGCCAUCAGCGGUGCAUACUCGCCAAUCAGCCACGGAUCGAUGUCAUCCUUUGACGCUUCGGCCUUUUCUCAGUCAACGAGACCGGGUUCGAAUUCCCUGGGCUACCAGACAAAGGUCCCCUCUUUCGAUUACAGUGGACCAGGGCUAGCUUCGCGCGAUGAUCCUCAAGAUUUGACACGCCAGACACAAGCCCAGCAUUCGAGACUAGUCAGAAGUGACUCGCCUUCUUCGCAAGACUCCGAUGAGGGUCGUCUCCAGGAGAAGCGGCGGCGAAACAAAAUUGCUGCUCGCAAACUUCGACAGAAGAGGGCAGAUCAAGUCAGCGACCUCGAGUCAAAACUGGAAGAGAUGCGAAAGGAAAGAGAUGAUUUAAGAGUCAAAGCUGCCAAGUGGGAAGGAGAAGUAAUGAUAUUGAGGGAACUCCUUGGGAGAGGCAAAGGCACAUGA